Messenger RNA from Procambarus clarkii (red swamp crayfish), 5239 nucleotides. The record is from RefSeq and is a predicted model, not a curated record. Lineage: Eukaryota; Metazoa; Arthropoda; Malacostraca; Decapoda; Cambaridae.
GGUGAGUUGUGAUCCUUACUGUAUAACCCGAGUGCAAAGUGGUUAACAAGGUUAGUGGAUUAAGUAUGGAGAGUGAUGAGCGACAAUACCCUUUAUAUUUGAUGGAGCAGACCUUGCCCUCCACCAGCAGCUACAGCAUCUUCAGUAAUCUCAACAUAAUAGGGCAAGUGACGCAGCACCGUCUCCAGUAAUAGCACGAGUGACAAGUGUCAGUAUUAACUAUCAGUAUAUGCCAGCAGAAGAUGUAUUGAUGAGAGGCGUUGUGAUGCAAGCCGGGGUGAUGUGUGGGGGUGGGCAGGUGCAGCGGCCCUCACAAGUACGUUGGUAAACGGCUUGUGUGGCGGCGGGGACGUGCUCCUCCUGCACUCCCACAGCUCCUGGCCUCCGGGAACGGGAGCACAAGGCGCGGAAACAGGAAGUUUGAUAAUAGUUUGAAAAAAUAGAUAAAGGAAGCAAAGUGAUGAAGAUGGCGGCUGACCCGGCUAGUGGGCUCCUCGACCAGGACAUCCUCCAGGACCACUACAUCAUCGCUAACCAUUUUAAUGAUGACCCACACUUCACAGAUUUGGUUAGACAAGCGGAAACAUCUAUAGAAAGUGGCAUAUACCCUGAGAGGAUAUAUCAAGGCUCCAGUGGCAGCUACUUUGUAAAAAACAGCAAUGCAAAAGUUAUUGCAGUAUUCAAGCCAAAGGAUGAAGAGCCUUAUGGUCGCCUUAAUCCAAAGUGGACAAAGUGGCUACAUAAGGUGUGCUGUCCUUGCUGUUUCGGCCGCUCGUGCCUCGUACCUAACCAGGGGUACUUGUCUGAAGCUGGGGCUUCACUAGUUGAUCAGAAGUUGCAGCUCAACGUUGUUCCUAAAACUAGGGUAGUAAAAUUAGCCAGUGAAACUUUCAAUUACACAAGGAUAGAUCGUGAAAAAUCGAGAGCUAAGAAGAUUGUCUCUGAACGUUUUCCCAAAGUUGGUCGGCAUUUUCACAGAAUUGGACUUCCCCCUAAAGUUGGGUCAUUCCAAGUGUUUGUGGAGGGAUUCAAAGAUGCUGAUUACUGGCUGCGGAGAUUUGAAGCAGAGCCUCUGGGUGACUCGACUAGCAAACAAUUUCAGCUACAGUUUGAGCGGCUUGUUAUCUUGGACUACAUCAUCAGAAAUACAGACCGUGGUAAUGACAACUGGCUUAUAAAGUAUGACAAGCCAGAACUAGCAGAUGAAGGAGAGAGUGAGGAUUGGUCAAUGGUGAAACCUCCCGAGGUGAAAGUAGCUGCCAUUGAUAAUGGCCUUGCCUUCCCAUUCAAGCAUCCUGACUCUUGGCGAGCUUACCCUUACCACUGGGCUUGGCUUCCUUGGGCCAAAAUUUCCUUCAGUAAUGAAACCAGAGAUCUUGUCCUUCCAUUGCUAUCAGACAUGAAUUUUGUCCAAGAGCUCUGUGAUGAUAUGUAUAAUUUAUUUCAGACGGACAAAGGAUUCGAUCGACACAUUUUUGAGCGCCAAAUGUCUGUAAUGCGGGGACAGAUUUUAAACUUAACGCAAGCCCUUAGAGAUGCGAAGAGCCCUGUUCAGCUGGUUCAGAUGCCAGCUGUCAUUGUUGAAAGGUCAAAAGGCAGAGUUGGUACAACUGCCCGUUUUCGAUCCUUCAGCGACACAUUUACACAAUCAUUCCAAGAAAAAAGUCCGUUCUUUUCGUGGUGCUGAGGGAAGGUAACUUUUUUCCUCUGGUCAUAAUUGGGUCAGCAACAUUAGUAUUUUGACAGGUCUUUAGACACGGCUCAUUUAACUAUCAUUACAUGUUUUUGAUGGUUAUUUUUUUUUUUUUUUAACAUUUAGAUGUACAGAAAGUGUCUUAUUGGUAUUAAAUCCUAAAAUGUUCUCAGAGCCUUGGUCAUAUAUAAGAAUGGGGUCAAUCACUGAAACACUUCAUAUAAAGCUGCAUUUUAUAAUGUCUUCUACACGUUUUUACUCUAGACAUCUGAAUUGUUAAAUGAAAAAAAUAAAAGGCAUAGGAUAUACAAUACAUAAAGCUUAACAAUCUUCUUAUGACUUAACUGAAGGUGAACAUAAUCCAGGUUCUACUCUUUAUAAAAAUGUGUGUAAUAUUAAGCCUUUAAAACAAUACACAUGUACAUGUAUUCUUGAUCUAUGAAAAUGUUAAUUGAAUAUAUAUUGAAUCCUCCUUAAACUGCAUUUUUCUUGGUAAAUCAAGGUUUUUUACACGUGUACUUUUUUUAUUUGAUGAUUGCUUUAUACAUCAGAUGACCUUGUAAAAAUCUUUUACAAGAUUUGCCUUGGAAAAAAAAAGAAAGUCAUGAUGAGUAUUCAUUGCUGUUUAUUAGUUUAUUUCAAGGAGUACAAUAGUUGGUCAUUAUAAAUCAAAUUGCCUGUGGCACAGACCUGUCAUUUCAUUCCCCAGUCUGUCUGUCUCUAAAGGGAAAAGAAUUCUGUAUGCCUCUAUGAUACAUGCAUUCAUAUGUUUAUAUAUUAAUAAAUGCAAACGUAAGUAUACACUUUCUUCGAGAGGGCAGUUUUUGUUACUAUUUUUAAUACUAGCUGAUUAAUGCAUGGGGACUUUGCUGUAUCCCCCAGGAAGUGCCACUGUUGGGCCAGUUAUAACAUAGUUUUCACUAUUUAAUUUACUCACAUUGAGUAAAUUAUGCUAUAUAUUUUUUACAUAAACACAAUUAGGUGUGUGAGCAGGUUUCAGUAAAUAAAAUGAUACAGUAUGGCAUAUAUAUAAAAUAAUUUUUGUUCUAUUAUCCUUAGGUCAUGAAAUUAGUCAUUAUCAAUAAUGCUGGCAAACAUUGGACUUUGUGACAAGGGUAGCUAUGUCUUUUUGCGUAAUUAAGUUUUGCACAUUUGUCCUGAAUGCUGGAACAACACUUGGGUAAUGCCAGCCCUUCGUAAUACUCUGUGAUAACUUAGAAAUGCCACAAAUAUUAAACACACUACUAGUAUUAACCCAAGCAUUUCACAUCCCUCUUUCAGUGGAGUUUCAGAAUUUAGGAUUAUUUUUUUUCACUAUUGUCUCACAGAGACUUAAAAAAAAAGUGACCAAAGCAAAAAUUAAAAGAAUGUAUAGUUGCAAUAUUUUUCAAUUUCUUAUUGGAGAAUGUGAAAUAAGUUUGAAUGAUGCAUGCGUGUAGUGUGCCGCUCCCUAGGUGCACCAGGUUUGGAGUGUGUGAAUGAGGUUUCUGCAUUCUUGGUUUCCCCUUGUAUAUGUGAUAAUGUAUAUUGUUAUAAAUGUGUGCUUUGUGGUACUGUAGUUUUUUUUUUUUUUCCCCCUUUUCUUUCUUUCUGGUAUGUGCAUACAUUACAGGACAUUGCAGGUUUUCUAAUCAUAAAUUUUGGAUAAGGUGCUUUGAAGAUGCAUUGAUUUCUUACUGUUUUGAAGCAGGAUUUGAAUUGAGUGGUUAACUUCUAUAUUUAUUUUGAAAAGCGUUAUCAAAAGCAGAUAUGAAAUAUAAUUUUCUGCAGUUGGAGUGAAUGUGACUCUUGCUUGUUUAUGGGUUAUUGAGUUUUCCAGAAUAGUUACCCAAUGCUUAAUCCUUGUACGGUAAGUAUAUUUUUUUAAAAGCAAUGACUGAAUGCUGCCAUACUAGAUAGAUUGGUCAAAUAGUGAUCAUCUUUUGUGAUCUUUCAACACUGAUUUAUUUUAUGUAAGAGGCUGUGGAAUUUUAUCUUGAUGUACAUACUCUUUGAUCCUCUAAUUUCCCAUGUAAAGAGGCAGCAUUUAUUUAAGAAUGUUUGUGGGCUGGACACUUAAGGAUAUUAAGCUCAGGUAAUGGAACAGUAGUUGCCCAAAAGGGUUAACAGGUAUAGUCAAUAUCAUAGGUUUUACAGAUGAAAAUGUAAAAGUUUGUUUACUAUUUAUCAUGAUAAAAACUAGGAAAUAUGUAACAAGUUGAUGUGGGAAGUAUUGUUACCUGGGGUAGAUGCUAGAAUGUUAGGCAUCAGAUUCCUAACAUACAUUAAUAUAAGGAGACUUGAAAUUGUGUGCAUGAAACUAACUGAGCUAGAAUGAUGUACGAUGUUUAUCAUGACCUAGGAUGAUGUAGAAUGUAUCAUAUGAUAUAGGAUAUAUAAUGGUAGAUAUCUGAUUAACUUUGAUCAUAUUUGGUUAUGUAUUGUUGUGUACAAGAUUAUUGGAUGGAAUGCAUGCCAUAACUUGGGUAAUAAACAUGUGAUCUGUUAUAGUGUGGCAUUAACAACCAGUCAGUCGGUAUAUAAUAAAGGGAGUCGCAUGCGUUUUGAAAUAAGGAAAGCUACUUCAGUUUGAAGGAAAACAACUUUGCUACUGCAGCAAGUCUUGGGCUGUUGUAUCAGUGUGCAAAUAAUUUUCUCUUCAUAACUGUGUUCAGACAGCCAAACAGUAGACAACUUAAUGGGAUAAUCCCAGAUUGUCAUGCCUUUUUCUUUUCUGAAAUUUACUUCUUGCUCUGUAAUGUUAAAUUGGCUUUUACAAGUUAUUGUUUUUAUAUAAAGGAUUUCUGAUAACUUAUUUUGAUUAUUGAAAAGUCUUGGUAUUUCUCCAGCCUAUUACAUAGUAGGAUAAAUACUGAAGCUUGUAUAAAUUAUAUAAGUACAGAGGUUUUUCUUUGCUCUCGUCUGGCUAAAACCUGGAAUUUACAGAUUACGUCAUUUCUUAUUCUUGACUUUCCAUCCUUUAGAUAUGUUGACACUAUGGAGUGAUCAUUAUAUAUUUACUAGCUGUUUUGCUGCUUAAUUCUGACUGGUUGUUUUUGCUGCUGCUCUUAGUAUUGAAGAGUUUAAGACGGGGCCUCUUCACAUGAUUUUACGUUUGAGUUAACGUGUGAGAAUGAUGCAUGUUUAGGAUGGUGCCUUCAUAUUGUAUAUUAUUCUGUCUACAUUGUAUAUGCUUAAUGUGAUCAUACCAUGGACUACCAUGUUGUUGGGGCUUUGCCAAAUUAUAUCUGUAUUUUGAAAUGUAAUAGUAUUUUUUAACGAAGGACUUUUUUCUUGUAUAUUAAACUGGUAAUUUUUCCAGGACAUUUUGGAAAGUUUGUAUAUACAAAAGGCACACUACUUGCCUUAACAGUUAGUCACUACAGCAUAUCUUUUCUGAACGAUCAAUGAAAAUUUGACCUCUACCCAUGCCUAAUACUUUCAUAUGACCUCGGUCAACAGUUUGUAAAACGGUCAAUGCAACAAUGUUAUGCUUGAACUUAUUUAUCUCUGUUACUGUAUGUUAAAGCUUCCUUAUAAAUAUACGUAGUCUUAACGUUUGUUUAA